Jatropha curcas is the source of this 1618-nucleotide messenger RNA. RefSeq names its product alpha/beta-Hydrolases superfamily protein. Gene Ontology annotation, molecular function: epoxide hydrolase activity. The record is from RefSeq and is a predicted model, not a curated record. Lineage: Eukaryota; Viridiplantae; Streptophyta; Magnoliopsida; Malpighiales; Euphorbiaceae.
CAGAAAGCAUGAAAUGAGGAGAGCCAGAGGAUGGCUAUCCUCAGCAAACCAUAUUUAACGGUUAUAACGGUCUCAUUUGUUUAGCACAACUUCUCUCUCUCUCACUUUUCCAAGCUACAGUAAUAAACCAAUGGCAGUUCAAGCUAAAACCCUUUCCUCUCUUCACUCUCACCAUUUCCAAUUCCCUUUUCGCUCUCUAAAUACGCCUCCAUCAUCCAUUCUUCGAACGCGGGCCCGAAACUUCCCGAGAAAAUCUCUCAGGCUCACCUGCAGAUCCAAUGCCGAUGACGAAUAUUUGAUAGAUGCUCCGGUUUCUGCUGGAGAUGGCUUUUCAUUCAGCGGAGGGAAAUAUUCAGAUGAGCCUAGCCCAGCGGAUGAAUGGUUUAAGCAAGGAAAGAUAGUGAAAGCUCACCCUGUUAUGGGUUCUGGUGGGAAGGCAAAAGAUCCAAUAUUUGGACUUAAGAUGGGUGCUGGUUCUCAGGCCUCAGAUGAUGUUUUCAGAUGGUUUUGUGUUGAAAGUGGAAAUGCCAAUAACCCCACAGUCGUGUUAGUCCACGGUUUCCCUUCACAGGCAUAUUCAUAUCGCAAAGUUCUUCCCAUACUAUCCAAAAACUAUCAUGCAAUUGCUUUUGAUUGGCUAGGCUUUGGAUUUUCAGAUAAGCCUCAACCUGGAUAUGGAUUUGACUAUACUCUAGAUGAAUAUGUAUCUUCCUUGGACUCCCUUAUUAAUGAAAUUGCUACUGAUAAGGUCUCACUCGUUGUGCAGGGCUACUUUUCGCCAGUUGUUGUUAAAUAUGCUAGCAAGCAUCAGGAAAAACUUAAGGACCUUGUACUCCUUAAUCCUCCUCUAAUUGCCAGACAUGCCAAUCUUCCAUCAACAUUAUCUAUAUUCAGCAACUUCUUACUGGGUGAAAUUUUUUCUCAGGAUCCUUUAAGGGCCAGUGACAAAGCCUUGACAAGCUGUGGUCCUUAUCAAAUUAAGGAAGAUGAUGCAAUGGUAUAUAGAAGACCAUAUCUCACAUCUGGUUCUGCAGGAUUUGCGCUGAAUGCAAUCAGUAGGGCCAUGAAGAAGGAGCUAAAGGCCUAUGUGGAAGAGAUGAGAUCAAUACUUCUAGACAAAAACUGGAACGUUAAAACCACUGUGUGCUGGGGCCAGAGAGAUCGUUGGCUGAGCUACGAUGGAGUUGAAGAAUUCUGCAAGGAAUCAAAAUACAACCUGAUUGAGCUUCCCAUGGCCAUCAUGUACAGGAGGAUCGCGGUGAAGAACUUGGAGGAAUCAUUUCCGGAGUUCUUAGCAGGAGCUGAAGUUGAUGAUGCAACGAUAUACACGGACAUGUUAUAACUGUACAAGCCAAAUGAGCCGAGUUUAUUAAAUUGUAAGACCAAUGGUGAUUCUGUUCCUUUGGCAAGUUGAGUUGUCAAACUGUAAAACUGCCUUUUACCUUGUUAAACAUACACAAUGUGAAGUCCUUAUUAGCCUCAGGGCUUCAAUCCUAAGUUAGGAUGAGACAUUUUGGGGCCUCUAUUUCUUUCAAGUAUAAUUUCUGGUAGAGGUACUAGAGUGAAUGUAGGGAAGUGAUUUUGCAAACAACAAAUGGAAAAGACUUUGUUCCCGGAA